CUUGUGUUGCUAGAUUUCAGAAAAUAAACGGCAGGCAUUAACCCUGUGGAGGUGAAGGGAGGUUUGGGGCCUUCCUUGCAUCCCCGUCCUUCCCUGGGAAUGGCUUCUCCAGCACGGAGCUGAGUGCCUGGUUCACCUUCUGCAAGAAAAUAGACAGGGGAAGGGCUGCUGUGCUGCCUGUGAGAUGGCACAAAUGGAAAGAGAGUGCAGGAUGGGUUUGUGUGCGGGACGGGGUCUGUGCAGGCUGCAUCCCGUAGCGAGCACGCACAGCCCGUGCAGCUUUCUUUUGUCAGCUGAAAUCGAUAUGCGUAUGCGUGUACGUGUUGGGAUUUGUUUUGACACAACUGUGUCAAGAAACCAAGAGAUAGCAGCUUAUGAACGACAAUGCUGCUUUGGACUUAAUACCGGGAUCAGCUGCCUGGUUCGGAGUGAGCUCACGAUAUUGGUGUCUGAUCUUAUAAAUGGAUUAAAGCCGCGCAGCCGCGGUGCCUGUUUAUUAGUCUUCCAGCACAAUAGCAGAUAGGUAUAAUCCAUACAUUAAUGUGUAUUGCAGUGACCUUGCAAGGAGUGCAUUGUGCCAGCAGACACUGCAAACCCCCAAAACUCAAGUGGUUUAUCUCAGCAGUGCUGUGGCAGAGCUGAGACAAAGCCCAUGCAUGUCUCCUUGGUUGAGACCUGUGCUGUGAACCCAGGUUUGUUGCUUCCUUCAUUGGCACAGCAGACAGCAAAAGCUGCUAUGUCUUCUUACUCAUGCCAUUCAAUGCUUGCUAGUGGCUACAAACGCUUUCUUUGGAAAUGCGUUGGUGCAGUUGCAAGCUCUGAAAGUUCAUUGCAAUCUGUGCCUGUGCUGAUGAGGUUCCUGGAGGUGAGGCUGGGCUGCUGGUAAUUGUUUUAGUUCAGCCUUGCAAAAUGUUACUUGCCCGAGGUGAGUAAUAUUUUUUGAUGGGCGAGUGAAAGAUCAUCAGUCACCGUCAUUGCCUGGGACAGGCAAACAGUUUUUGUCUGGAAUGGUAAGUUUUGAAAGCCGUCCCAGAAACUGGAUUAGCUGCGCCUCGUGAGAACUCCUUCGGUUUUUUUUCCCCCUGUUUAAAUUGCAGUUCAGUCCUCCACUAAUGUCAUGAGAAUGAAUGACAGAUAUAAUAUAGUGGCUGUUACAUAACUAUGCUAAAUUUUACAGGAAACGGGAUGCACGGAGCUCUGAAUCCUGGCUUGCUCGAGCGCAUAUAUAUUACACUGAAUGAAAUGCCCGGCUUUGCUAGGUUUCCCAUUCUGUCUCAGGGAGGAAGGGUGAUUUGUAAGUUGGCUAUUCCCAGAACAGCACGAUAUCAAAUUCUUUCCUUGAUGCCAGCUGCCUCUUGAAUGGAAUUUCACCUCCUACUAUACGGAGGCUUAGCCAGAAGGGCUGCGAACCUGAGGCUGUUUUUUACUUGAUUUACAGCCUUUGGGUUUAUUACAUCGUCGCGUUUCUCACAUUUUACCCUCAUAUAAAGACACUGAAAUCCUCGUGUCGUUGGCAGUCAAGCUGGGCAUCAUGUGAAAUGGAAUUUCUGUUGAAAUAUUUCUCUUCCCAUUAGAUCUGAUGGUGUAUAGGGAAAUAUAAUGAACCCCAAUCCACUCAUUCAGCCUCCAUGCUUUUAUUUGUUUGUAUGAACUUGUGCCUUUUUUCUCAUAUUCUCUUUUUUUUUUUCCUCCCAACUAAGGCAAGAUGGAUGUUAAAAGCCAAAGCUGCUUUUCUGCUGUAACGAUGAAGCAGUUUCCCAAGGCUGCACUGAGGUUCAGUGGCAGAAACAAGAUCAAAACCUGAGUAUUUCGGGCUUCCUCUUCCUGCAGAUCUCAAAUCUGAAGAUAAAGCACAGAGGUCUGGGUGGUAGCAUAUUAAUUAAGAACCGUUUUCUCUGCCAGCGUGCUAGUCAUUUAUCAUUUCAUACAUCUGAAUCUCCAACUUGGAGCUGAAUGACUCAUCACAGCUUUGCUGCAUCUUCUGAUAAAAUUUCUCAGUCUCACAAUGUUAAAAAAUGAAAAGCAAUCGCAAAUAGGGACAAAUCGGAAACGUUCGUGCUUGACUGUGGCUCUUCAGAAUGUUUCAAGUUAGUUUCUGCUGUCUUUCUAAUUGCACAGUUUGCUUCCUUUUAUUGAGCUAUCUUGGUUUUAUUGUAGAUGGUUCUGGUAGGGAGUCCUAUAAGAACGGUAAUUUCUUCAUUGCAUUUUUCUAGGGCUUUUAAUAGAUUUAUAAAGCACAGGAGAUGGAAAAGCCCCAUUAUCGUGUUGGGCCUUCUCCAGACAGCUCAGGAUUGAGCUCAGGAUUGUUUUGUGCGUUACGCUUCUUGACAGCAGUUUAAUUACUUCUGCAGUUUAAUUACGUUCUCCCAGGCUCUGUCCGAGCGCUUUCCAAACCCCCUUUCCCGGAGGCAGCCCUGCAGACAAUCGUGGUGUUGCAGCUUCCUUAUUUUUAGAGCCUGAGCGCAAAUAACACCAAAAAAGUGAUGGUUUUGUCCUUGCAGAAAUCAGCAUCAAAGCUUGGGCCACAAACAGGUGUUUCUAGAUGGACCAGGCCACAUCAGAUAUCAAUGCCUGCUGAGCCUCUGGCUGCAGUUGUUGGAUAGCACCCAGCCUGAGCUUUGGGCUGGGGGUGGUGGUUGGGUUCUGUUUGCAUUGCCAAGGACACCGGGCCGGGUAGCACCCGUGGUUCCAUUGAAACCAAUGGUGGUUAGGCUGGGUGCUGCAGCUCGGCUGUGCUUUGUUGGCUCCCACGUGCACCACUGUGGCUUGGCCUGAGCAGGCCAUGUGCUGCUGUGCUGAUUUUUUCUUUCUUAAAAUUAAAUAAAGAACCCAAAGAGUAAGCAGAAAGAUGGAACAGAAUGUCCCGGAGAGCAGCGUCAGCAUCCCGACAGCAGACUGCGAUUUACUGAGUGCCUUAGACUGGACAGACGGCGUUGGUACCUUACCCGGUAGCAACAUACAAUACGUUUUAAAUGAGUUUGGAAUGUUAGAAAUCAUUACUGAAGUAGAAGCAGAAGCCUUAGAAACUCUUUCAGCCUCAGCAAUAAAUGCCAGUCCAGCCAGCUUUGCUCCUGCUGCUAUCAACACUCCUGCUGCCUCUAGCACUGAUCUGGAAGUGCCCAAAGACAACGUGCCCUGUUCUGAUUUCCCAACUUGCAAGCAAAUGGAUUGCUUUGAGAAUGGGAAGUUUUGCACUCAAACAGGCUCUCAGCAGCACAGGGACAGUGAUACCAAAGAAAUUCCAGAUGGUUGCAGAAACAGGGGAAAUGGUAGAAAUCUUAAUGCCAGCGUUGGCCCUCAGGUAAAUGAGGCUGACAGACCUGUGAAACGGCUCAGAAGGAAGAGAAGAUUGCUUCUGGAGUCUGAGGAUGAUGAGGAAAACGCAUGUGAGGAUGAGGAGAAGAAUAAAUCAAAUAAUAUGAAAAGCCGCAGAAACACUAAACCAAUAAAACAAGUUGUUCCUGCAAAGAAGAAGGCGUGGAACUGGAUUUCCUACUUGGAAGAGGAGCGGAUGCCAGCUGCUCCCCUAAAGCUGUUCAGAGAGUGUCAGUCAUUCCCACAAGGCCGAAAUGGAUUUAAAGUUGGAAUGAAGUUAGAAGGGCUGGAUCCUGAGCACCCCUCUCGAUUUUGUGUUCUUACAGUGGCAGAGGUACAAGGAUAUAGGAUGCGAUUACAUUUUGAUGGCUAUCCGGAGUGCUAUGACUUCUGGGUCAAUGCUGAUUCCUCAGACAUCCAUCCUGUUGGCUGGUGUGAGAAAACAAGUCAUAAGCUGCUCCCUCCUAAAGGUUUCAAGGAGGGAGAAUUUAAUUGGACUUCCUAUUUGAAGAAUUGCAAGGCUCAAGCAGCUCCAAAAAGCCUGUUUAAGACCCUCAGUACUCCUGUCACGCCGUCUGGUUUUCGUCUGGGAAUGAAGCUAGAGGCAGUGGACAAGAAGCAUCCAUCGCUGAUGUGUGUCGCAACCAUUAGUGACAUGGUGGAUAACCGCCUGCUAAUUCAUUUUGAUAACUGGGAUGAGACUUACGACUACUGGUGUGAAUCUAGCAGCCCAUAUAUUCGUCCUGUUGGCUACUGCCAAGAAACUGGAACCCCACUGACAACACCACCUGGAUACAAGGAUCCCAAAGCCUUCUCAUGGGAGAAGUAUUUGGUAGAGACCAACUCGCAGGCAGCCCCAGCAAGAGCAUUCAAGCUGCGUCCUGCUCACGGAUUCCAAGUUAAUAUGAAGUUGGAGGCUGUAGACAAAAGAAAUCCCAUCUUGAUAAGAGUGGCAACAAUAACGGACAGAGAUGACCAUCGUAUUAAGAUACAUUUUGAUGGCUGGGACUGUAAUUACGAUUUCUGGGUCGAUGCAGACAGCCCUGAUGUUCAUCCAGUAGGCUGGUGUGCAAAAACUGGACACACUUUGCAAGUCCCUCUAGGUGCUGUUGAUCCUGUGGAAACAGUGGGGCAAACAUGUCCCACUCCAGGCUGUCAUGGUAUUGGUCAUGUCAGGGGGCCACGAUAUGGAACGCAUUAUACGUUGGUUGGCUGCCCAUAUUCUGAUGUGAACCUCAACAAAGAAAACGUGUUACAGGACCGCCUAGGCGGGGAGAGGCCUUCCCUGAGCAGCAGCCUUCAGAAAGCCAAGAGGCUGGAGACCCCUGCCCAAGUUCUGCUCAGAGCAGGAGAGUCUUCUCAGGAGGACUCUCCCCAAUCCAGGAAAUCUGCACAAGACAGUGAGAAGUCAUGUCAAGGCAGCGUUCAAAGUCUGUCGGAGCAGUCUGAAAGCAACGAAGCAAAAGACUGGGUGGAAGAGAAACCCACUGGAAACAUCGAAACCAAACCCAAAAAGCUUGGAUGCUCACAUGCCUACAUAAAGUUGCAGCUGGUGAAACAGGAAAACGACGGGAAAGACCCCGACUGCAGCCUCCAGCAGGCCCUCCACCAGUCCAUCUUCAUGCCUGCCCUGGACUCCAACCCGAGCCACCGCCUCCAUCUCUGCUGGGAGCAGCACUGCAGGCUCUUGCCGGAGGUCUUGGGCCUCACAGCCAAACACGUGACCAAGUGGACCGUGGAGGAGGUGGUAAGCUUUAUCCAGCGUUUACCUGGUUGCAAAGAACAAGCAGCUGUGUUCAGGGAAGAGGUAAGUCAGGUCUGCCCCAGUCCUGUGCAGUGUCCCUGGCUGUGGCAGCGGGGUGCUUUGUGCCCCUGUUGCUCUGCAGUCACAGUGCUGACUGCACAGACACUCUCAGCCUUGCUAUUAGCCUGUGGCAUUUAGGAGGCAGCUUCGGCACUGAGCUGAAAACCCAGCAUGGUUAAUUGCAUUCUGCUGCUUUAAAUUUCCCCUCCCGUUCCAAUCGCUUAGCUUAUGCUUAACAUCCUGUCUUGGACUAUUGUCUGGUGUUUUUGGCAUCACUAUAAAGAUGUCCUGUUGGAAUGGUGCAGCAAAGAUCUCAUCUGCUCCCUCUAACAAGAGCAUAUGCCUGCUUCUCUUGGGCAGGCUGGCAGACAGAGGGCUCCUUAGGAAUCCCUGGCUUCUCCUGUGGACCACGGUGGGAGCAGGAGGGCACCUUUCCUUGAACAAGCAAAGGCUGGGGAGUCAGAGCAUCUCCUGCCUGCGACGUGUCCUGUCACUGCCUUGUGCUGGGCUCUGUUCCCUGUUUGUGGUGCAUUCCCCACAGCUUCUCAGAAAUCCCAGCAGUGCAGGAUGUGGCUGCCCUGUUCCCUUUUGCUGAUCCUAUGAUGCUUAGGCUCUGCUGAGCGCUUUGGCUUCCAGUUACGUUGCAGGGACGCUUUGGAGGUUCUUCAUAAGCCCGUGAUUAAUUUGCACAGACAUGCCUCCCCUUCUGCUGCUCUGAUUGUAAGAGCUUGAGGGAAGGGGCUGGGCCUUCCCUGCGUUCUGCAAGGCACUUAGUGCACCCUCUGUGCCGAGGAGAAGCACUGCGAAGUGGAGUGGCUGCGAAGGACAGGUUUGUAAUAGAUGACUGCUCCCCAGAGCUGGCUUCCUUUCAGGAUGAAUCAGGCUGGAGUGCAUUUUAUGGGAUUUAUGUCUCUGUAUUUUGCUUCCCCCUAUUUUAAAACGUACACACGCGCAAAACAAAAAGCAAAAUAAAUUGAUGCUUGUUCACAGUGUGGCCAUGUAGUGGAAUAGCAUUUAAUUGAAUAUAGUGGGAAUGGUGAAAUUUCUCCCAAUAAACCAGACCUUCAUCUGCUAGAAGUCAGGAUGUGAGGGCUUGGGAAGUCUACUAAUGGAACCACCCAUUUACAAUUUGGUUUUUUUUUCUUCUAGCAAUAAUUGAAGUGGGUCCUGAACGCAGUGGCUGUUUUCUAGUUCAGAGAGCAGCAUAGCCAUGUUCUAUUUUAAUACCUUCUGCAGUCUCAAACUAUGGUUCUCUGUGCCAAACGAGAGAGGCUUGGAUUGUUUUUCAGGUUUGUGCUCGAGCUAAACUGUCAGUGUAAAAUUAAAGCCCUUUUAGCAGUUUGGCUUUGGCCAAAAUUCAGGUGUGAGCAACAGGACUGCUGGACUUGACCAGAGUUGUCCAUUACUGUAAUCAGGCCUUUGAGUGCUCUGUGUUCAGGAGAAAUAAAUCCCUUGCAGACUCCUGUUGGCGGGAAGGGGAAGGAUAAGUUCCUGCUUAUGUUACAAAUGAAGAGAACAAACUGUGCACAGAAUUCUAAAAACCACCCAAAGAAGAGGGAACAAAGAGAUGAAUAACAAACCACAGGCAGCCAUCCUGCGCUCAUUUCUAGGACCAGCUCAGGGAAGGUCUGUUCAAAAUAAACAUCGUUGAGGCGAUGCAAUGGAAGGGAAACGUAAUGAGAAUAUUGGACUCGAAAGCAUUUUGAAACAUAAGAUUGUUUUUCAGCAGUUUUCUUCUUCUCUUGACUCUUUUUAUUUAAUUUAAGCAGCGGUCCAUUUAUUUCAGGCUAUUUUUACCGUGGGCCGUGCAGCAGUGCAGACUCGAGGUGGCUUGCAAAUAGGAUUCAAUGAAAUGUGGCUGGCUGUGCACUGGAAGCCUUGCUGUCAUUUCCAGUGCCCAUACUGGGAAGUAAAGGAACUUGCUUAACAGUCUCCUUGAGGUUAGAGAGGGGGAGCCCGAAUUCCUGGCUCCCAGCUCUUUGCCUUGUCCAAGUUGAUGAAGCGUGUCCUUUUCUACCAGUUGUUGACACUGAGAAGAAUUCCAGUUAGGAAGAGUGCAGGGACAGAAGAACUGUUGUUCUGGCUCAGCAGAGUGUCUAGCAUUGUCCGCUGUGCUGGUGAGCAUCAAGUGAGAGGAGGAGAUGCUGUCACUCUCUGUAAAUGCACUUUAAUGGAAUAACUUAGAGAGACAUGUACUGUUAGUCUGUGUCCAUUAAUCUUUGGCUUCUCCUCUGCAGCGUUUGGGGUUUAUAUUAAUUGUAUCCGUUGUCUCUGUGGAUGCUCUUGUGAACCAAAAUACAUUUUUAACCUCUUCUUAAAAUAAUACGUUUUUACUCUCCGCUACCUAGAGCUCGCCUUAUUUUCACAAGGUAAUACAGUUUUAGAUUGCUUGCUUUGAAUCUGAUUGAAUGUCUCCUUGCUGACGGAUUAGGAGAGCAUGUGUGUAAAUCCAGACAGAUUCCCUGGCUUUAUUGUGCCCUGUUUUAUGUAACACACCAUCUCUUUUACCUUGUGCUGAACGAACCCGUUUAGUACCAUGGAAAACUAUUUCAUAAUAACCUCCUGCUACUCCUUUAAAUGGAGGCUCGGGUGUCUAUGGGCAGAGUGCUGGUUCUGACCAGUUCUUCUUCUCAUCUGCAAAGUUUCUAGCAAAGCUGACCAAAGCAGCAGCAAAGCUUUACACUUCACCUUCAGCUGCUUACCAGGAGCCCGAGGAGCUGUGCAAUGACAGCGUGUGAUGAGCGCGCUGGGAAAUGGUGAUUUGAUACUUCUAAUUGCUGUAGACGAGUGUAAUGUAUUAAUUCUUGGAUAGCUGCCUCCUGAAGGCUUGCAUUUCCUGAUCUCAUUUUUGGCCACAGAUUGUGACUAGGCUGUGGGAUUUUUGACAGUGGCUGGCUUUUUAGGGUAAGUAUCCUUAUAGUGCAUAGAAAGUCUAAUGGGCGAGCUUCAUCCUCAUCAUCUCUCAGUAAGUUUUGCCCACACUGUCCCUUGUCAGGCUUCUAGGGGAGGCCUGAGAACCUCAGGCUGGUGUGGGUGCCAGAACUAGAGAGGACAAGGUUUCCAUCCUCAAGGCUGUGUCUGUAUUUUCGUUCCUCAGCACACUGCUUAACUGAGCAACCAGAAGUGAGAAUCCCCUUUACUUCCUGAUUGUAAUUUUUAUCUUCUGUUGUGUUUUGCACCUCUAGCAGAUAGAUGGUGAGGCCUUCCUCCUCCUGAACCAGAAUGACUUGGUUAAAAUACUCAAUAUCAAGCUGGGUCCUGCCCUGAAGGUCUACAAUGCCAUUCUCAUGCUCAAGUCUGCAGAAGAAGAGUGAGAAGAGCCCUUUGGCCAAGCCCAAAAGGAAUUGACAGGGAGCAGAUCAUCACUGAGAGCAUUACGACGUGCCCGAGAGGCAGGCUGCGACUCAGAUAUAUUUUAAGUCGAACUUAUUAAAAAUAUUUUUAGGACAUUAAAAAAAAAAAAAAAAAUCCUGCCACAAUCUGGAAUAUGGGGCAGCUUCACUUCCAAGAAGAGGUUAUUAUAUUUUGUAAUUGAAUUUGGUUUUGAUAUAUCAAUCUCUUUUUGAGAUCUAGAAGAAACCUCCGGUUAUAAGGGGAAUCCAGGGUCACAGUGGUGGAGCUGCAAUAGCAAGAGGACAGUUGUGAGUACGACGACUGCUGUGUCCCACGAGAGUGCCUGAAAGAGACUGAGUUAUCACCAGCAUGUUCAACAGAUGUAUGUACAAAAGCUCUGAAAAGGAGAGGGUAAGAAAAUGGGUGCACUUCCGAGCAACUGAUCUGUAUCCUUCAGUGCUGUGAUUCAAGAGCUGACCUUUUCUCAACUGGUUUUUUUUUUUUAAGUUCUCCUGCUGAUGUUGGUUGUUCUAAAGCCUCUUGCUGGCUGCCAGGCUGCUUACACCACAACUGCAGUGCACUGUGGGUGAAUGGUUUCCAUCACUGGUGGCUUACAUCGUGUCUGAUAACAAGCACACCUUUCUCAUUCUUGCUGCCAGGCAGCUGGAGGAAAGCCCUGUGUGGAUGGGUUUGGGGUAGGCAAAGAUCUCUCCUAUAGUUUAUCUCUCACAGCUGUGUUUCUCCCAUCAGUGCUUUUGGGCAGCUGCUGUCUGGACCGUGAUCAUCUUAGGGCAAAACAGCACAGUCAGGAGCACCUGGAAGUUUGGUGGGUUUGUCCAAGCUGCCUUCACAGCCAACCAAAUGCUAGGAAUAGGAGCUGAAAACCCCGCGGUGGACGGCAUGUGUGUGCGUGUGCAAGCAGAGUUCCUAGGAACAAUCUGCUCUAAUUUUCCAACAGUCAAAACCCGUGAACACUUGAGUGCUUUAGCGUAUUGAGCCUCCAGGUGGAUGUUGGUCCUCAGCAUCUCUGGGGGUGAGACAGGCAGAGCUCAUGGGCAGGUUUGCCUGGGGGGGGGGGGGGGAUCAGUCUGAGAAGGCAGCAAAGCAAGCUGAGAAUUGUUUCUCAGAAGAGAUUUCUGGUCUGUGUCAGGGAGGAAGCAAAGCUUGUGGCUCUGUUCCUGCACACGCAGGUGGCAAUCUGUGCUUACAUGGCGGAGGGGAGCACUGGUGUUUCUGCUGUGCUGGAAUUCAGAGCGUGCUGUUAUGAACAUGCAGCAGUCCCUGAUCCCUCCAUGUCCUUCCCAGCUUCUGAGAAGGUGCUCGUGACCUUCUGAAGGUACUGAGUUCCUUAAAAUUGUAAAUAAAGCAGAAUCCACGCUGCUGAAUGCAUUGGGUCCUGGAUUAGUGGUAUAUAGAGCGGUUUGUCUCCAUACCUUCUAUUUUUAUAUAAAACAUGAAGGAUUUUUAGCCUUCCACAGCAAAGACAUAGGAAUGGUGGGAUGUUCAGUAGCUGAAACAUUAAAUAUCAGCCAUGCAACCGCAGGAGAGUCUUGUAUUUUAGUACAAGAGACAGGGAUAAGACAAGCUAUAAAUUUAAUUUAUUACAAUGAAUUUAUGGAGCGGUAAGCAGGAUGUUCAUCAAAGCGUCCCAUUCCUUUGUCCCACUCCAUGCAUCCCACAUCUCUGUGAGGCCUGGGCUCUGACACAGCUCGCCUUCCAGGCAAAGCAGAGCUGUUUGGUGACAGCUGGAGCAGAGGAUUGUUAGCUGCCCUGUUCUGUUCCUGGCUGAACAACCCCAGCCCUCUGUGCUCUGUUUUCCUCCUCUGUAACAGCCAACCAGCUGGAGUGUGUGCAGUUCUACCUUGUUCUUGUUUCCAGCCAGCACGUCCUGCUGAAUGUUCUGUUUCACCUCCUUCCUUUGGGAAACUGCACUGGGGGACAGCGGAUUGCUUCCAGCAAUAAAACUAAAUGUAAUAUUAUUCCAUCUCCUUUACUAUAUAUAGACAGAGGAUGAAGAGAAUUGGUGAAGCAAGCAAUGAGAUUCUAGGCACUGAAAUUACUCAAACAGAAGAGAGAUCUUAAAUCCUAGAGGCUUCCAAGCCAGCUGGAUCAAAGAUGAAAAUGUGUACUUGGAGUUUGUUCAGUGACAGCAGUAGUAGUGCUGUGAGCGAGGAGGGAGGAGGAAACCUUUUAGGGAUAGGAGGAGGAGGAAUGUGCUUUUUGUGCCUUUUUUUGUAAUCCAGUAAUUGUCUUUGCAGAGCAAGCAAGAAUGUGCACUCAUCUAUUGCUGGGUCUUUUUCCAAAUAUAGCUAGAUUCUAAUGAAAUCAGACACAUUCACAGUACUGCAGUGACAAAAAAGAUUUCCAGUGUCUUCACGGGCACGCAGAAAAAUUCCCUCAUUCUUACAGGGCUAAGAAAAACCAAAACAAGUCUUCUGUGAGCCCCAGCUUUGCUCCUUGCCUUAGGAACUCAGUGAGUGCUGCUGACAGGGAGCUCUGCUUUCACGUGCUGCUCCGUGGCUUGGUUCUGUCUCCAGACUCUGCUUUUGCAAAGUCAGCUCUGCCUUUUCUCAGCCCUGAGCACGCUCUGUGUCUAGGCAAGGGGUCUGCAGAUGCCUUUGGUGGCGUAAUGCCUUGUCGUCUAAUUCGAAACAUGCACUUUGAAGCGGAAAGCCAAAAGUUGUAGCUCUGCGUUGCACGAAGCUGAAACUGGUUAACGCCACCUGGUCGAGGAGGCUUUCGUAGUCUGCAAAGCACAAGCCUGCUGCUGUCCCAGCUGAGCCCAGGGAAUGCAUUACCCAAAGCCACCCCGAGCUGAGACCACCUCCCAGGGCCCUGCAGUGCAAUGCAAGCUCUGCUCUCUCAGUGGAAACGCAGCUUAUUUCCUCCGUGUGUUUUGGAGAUGCGAAAUGAUCAAAUCCUUCUCCUCUUCUCUGCUGUUAACCGAGCUGUUCAAAUAUUCCUGUCGCCCGUGAUCCCCCUUGUAAUCCAGGAGGAGCAGGUUUCAGCUCUGGGUAACGAAUCCCGUGAAAGUCGGGCAGAAACGCUCAGCACCGCUCAGCACAAAGUUCUCCCACCAAAGGAGAAGUUCUCAGCCCAGGGGAUAAGCCAGUUCAGCUGUGGAAGAUUUCCUGCCUGCUACUUUUCAUGCCCUGCUUAGGGAUUUGUAGCACAGAAAGCUUUAAAGUUUCUGACGUUCUCUCCGUCAUGUGAUGAGCGAGCUUAUUUUUGAGAUUCCGAUGACUCGAACUGGAAACAGCUCCGCUCAGCCUCGGAAAUGUUUGCCUGCAUUCAUGCAAACAAAUGCUUGAGCUUUCUGUCACUCGCUGCGGUGCUGCACUCCGCCAGCGCUUUCUCCUGGAAAUGAGAAUAAAAUUAAUAUAAGUUCA
Numida meleagris (helmeted guineafowl) is the source of this 11841-nucleotide messenger RNA. RefSeq names its product lethal(3)malignant brain tumor-like protein 4. The record is from RefSeq and is a predicted model, not a curated record. The transcript has 21 exons. Gene Ontology annotation, cellular component: nucleus. Gene Ontology annotation, molecular function: zinc ion binding; protein binding. NCBI's taxonomy places the organism in Eukaryota, Metazoa, Chordata, Aves, Galliformes, Numididae. Bases 2849 to 5257 code for a protein of 802 amino acids. Gene Ontology annotation, biological process: regulation of DNA-templated transcription.